AUGGACUACGACUCAAGACAAGUAGCCGAGCACAAGGUGGCAACAGAUGCCUGGAUGACAAUCAACGGCAAAGUCUAUGAUGUGACAAAAUAUUUGCAAGACCACCCAGGUGGUGCGGAAGUGCUAGCAGAGGCCGCUGGCACAGACGCCACAGAAGCCUUUGACAACGCCGGCCACUCCGAGGACGCCCUGGACAUCAUGGACACGUUCCAAAUCGGCAGCCUCAAGGGUUACAAGAAGAAGCCCCAACGCAAGGCCGUGAACGUGACACCCGUCUCAGCGCCCGAGAAGCCAGCGUCAAGCAACACGCGGGCGCUCCUGUCCAAGCUCGGCAGCGUCGGCCUCUUCUCCGUCGCAGUCACGGGCGUAUACCUCGGCGCGCGCUAUUACGGCCCCGCGACGCCGACCUGGGUGCUGUCCGUCCUCAACAACGAGACGCCCGGCCGGCACGGCUUCGGCUUCACCAAGGGCCUGCUCGCGGGCGCGGGCCUCUUCGCCGUCGUCGACGCCGUUCUCGCGCAGCAGUUUACGCGCCUCGCGCAGCAGAGCGCGUCCUUUACCAGCUACCCGGCGCACAUGAAGGUGCCGGCGCCGGUGCAGCAGGACACGCUGCUGCAGCGGGGGCUGCUGGACCCGGCGACGUACGCGCCGCUGCCGCUGCGGGCCAAGACGCAGGUGGCGCCCAACGUGUACCGGUUCACGUUUGCGCUGCCGGCGACGGACACGGUGCUCGGGCUGCCAAUCGGGCAGCACGUGGCCAUCAAGGCCGACGUGGACGGCGAGAGCGUCGCACGCUCGUACACGCCCGUGUCCAACAACGCGGACCGCGGCGUGCUCGAGCUCGUCGUCAAGGCGUACCCCGACGGCAAGCUGACGAGCGGCUACCUGGCGCGCCUCGCCGUCGGCGACGAGGUGCUGUUCCGCGGGCCCAAGGGCGCGAUGCGCUACGCGCCGGGGCUCGCGCGCCGCGUCGGCAUGGUCGCUGGCGGCACCGGCAUCACACCUAUGUUCCAGCUCAUCCGCGCCAUCUGCGAGCACGACCGCGACCUCACCACCGUCAGCCUCAUCUACGCCAACCGCACCGAGCAGGACAUCCUGCUGCGCGACGAGCUGGACGCCUUCGCGCGCAGGUACCCGAAGCAGUUUUCCGUCUACUACCUGCUCGACCAGCCGCCAGAGGGCUGGGCGUACGGCACAGGGUACUGCACGCAGGAGCUCAUCGAGGAGAAGCUGCCGCGACCGAGCGCGGACACCAAGAUGAUGCUGUGCGGGCCGCCGGGCAUGGUCACCGCGGCCAAGAAUGACAUGGUCAAUCUGGGGUUUGAGAAGCCGGGGGCCAUGGCGAAAAUGACGGACCAGAUUUUCCUUUUUUAA
Cordyceps militaris CM01 is the source of this 1374-nucleotide messenger RNA. Its product is annotated as cytochrome b5 reductase, putative. Gene Ontology annotation, molecular function: heme binding; oxidoreductase activity. The record is from RefSeq and is a predicted model, not a curated record. The transcript is spliced from 2 exons. NCBI's taxonomy places the organism in Eukaryota, Fungi, Ascomycota, Sordariomycetes, Hypocreales, Cordycipitaceae. Gene Ontology annotation, cellular component: endoplasmic reticulum. Bases 1 to 1374 code for a protein of 457 amino acids.